Molecule: messenger RNA, 2163 nt
Organism: Impatiens glandulifera
Lineage: Eukaryota; Viridiplantae; Streptophyta; Magnoliopsida; Ericales; Balsaminaceae
Exons: 12
Coding region: 53-1960 (635 amino acids)
Source: RefSeq, a predicted model, not a curated record
UCUGAUCAGAAACCGAAAAGGAGAAUCAGAAAAUGAGAGAGAGGAGUUAAAAAUGGUGAUGCUCUGCUUCGUGUUGGAUUUGCGCAGCCUGUCGCCCCCAUUACUCAACCACUUGAAGCAGUCGUUGCUGCAGCUCGCAAAUCUCUACUCCAUUUCUUCCCCAAUCAGCGAGAGAGAGCGGUUAAAGCCGCUCGGCGAUCGUAUAGGGCUAUGUUAUGUUCUUAACAAUCAAAUUUCAUUUUCUGAGCAGCUGAUAGUAGGAUACGUCCCAAAAGAGAACUUCAACCUUUGUGAUUUUCAUCAAGCUGUCAACGACCUGCCUUCUGAUGGUUUCUUGCCUGAAUUCAAUGAUUCUGGUAGUCUCUUUUGUCACAGUUUGGGACUUUCAGAAGUACUAAGUAAUGAGAUGCUAUAUUCAUGGAAGGUUCAUGGAGAAGAUGUUUCAAGAAAAGUUGUGGUUAUUAGCUCAUGCAUAGUGGAUGUGGAUUCGGAUGUAAAGAAAAUACUAAUGGAUGCUGCAGAGAAAUGUGUUUCGGUUGAGUUUCUGCUACUGGAGCAGAAAUCAUGCCGUACAUUGGCUAUCAAUGAGAAAAUUAACAAUUUUGUGGACCAAAUAUGUGACCUCAAUAAUUGUUCAUUUUGUCCCUAUAUGUCAGAACCAGAAGUUUUUCAUGGCCUGGUGAGAAGAUGGCUACAGGACUUAAAGGGUGCCAUGAAAGAACCAUUAAAAGCUCGUUUCAACUUCAAGGAUGCCAUUUUUCAAUCUGAAAACAUGCUAUGCUGUAAUUUGUUUUCAUCCAUUGAUCAGAUAGCUGAUGGGUUCAGUCAUAUUCAGACAUGCAGGUGCCAUGGCAUGCCGUUGGAUGAUUGCUCCAGAAAUAAGAGUCCAGAUUCUUCUUUUUGUCCUGUAACAGGAAAUGAUCUUAAAGAAGAUGAUGUGAACAAAAGCUCAGUGAAGAUUGGAGAAAAGACUGUUCUUUUUCUUCCCACUCCCCAAACAUAUAUUCAAUCCCCACAUGUUUCAUUUCCUGUUGACUUUCAUGUUAUUGAGAGAACUCAACUAGGCUCCCUAAGUGAAGGUUUUAUCAUGGGAUAUCCCUUUUAUGUCAUUCCAUCAGGCUUCAAUGGAUCAGAUAUUAUUGAAAAGUCAGAAAUGAACAUUCAAUUUUUUCAAGGGCUUUGUAGUUCAUUGCAUUCCUUUGACCAAGGUUUGGUUUGCUCUGCAAGUCAUAAUAUAGAAACCAUGAUGACGACUUCCUUCCAAUGCUAUUACAUUCUUCUACCUUCAGAGAAAGGGAUGAUGCUUCUCAGGCGGCUAGCAGGGUCAGAAGAAGUUUCAUCCAUCCCUUAUACGAGUCAAUUGAUAGGAACUCCAAUAAUUGAAAUUGAGAACUCCAUCCGAGCAUCAUUAUUAAAGAUAGAUGUAAGGGAUUUCAAUCCUUUACAUCAUGAGAGAGGUUUCCACCAAACACUGAACAAUUUAGUGAAAGCAAGCUUACAGUGUGGAUGGUCAACAACAUCAAAGAAAGAGGUAAUAAUAGUCGAAGAAGAUGUUAUGAUGGAAGCAGCAGCGCAUAUGAGUGAUAAAGAAAAGGCAACAGCUGAAAUUACUGAGGAAUGGGAAAAGCUAAUUGUUAGUGAAAUCCCCAAGCUAGCCUCUCCAACUUGUACUGUGAAAACAAAACUGGACUUUCCUAUUUUAUCGCAGCAGAUGGAUAGCAGCAAACAACUGGAUGAGAAAACUUCAAGAAUAUUGGAGAGACUUGAAGUUCCAAGGCAGCUGAUGAUGAAGAAGAAUGUGAUGAUUUCAUCAACUGGAACACUACAAACAUGCGAGCCAGUUAUAGAAAAUGUGACGACGUCAUCAUCAUUGUCGAGGCCCAUUGACAAGGGAAUUGUGACAUCAAGCUUACCAUUGAAGCCCAAUUUUCAAAGGCUAAAAAGGAAAAUGAGACAAUAAUGGCUAUAGACAGGUACAAUUACAACCUCUUUUUCCUCUUGUGCAAUUUCUCUGCUUUUGUUUUUACUGCUUGCGAAAUAUAAGGUUGUCUAUAGGAAAAUAGUUAGAAGCAUCCUAAUAGGAUUUCUUAUGUUAAUAUUUAGGCCAUGUUGAUAGGAAAAGCCUUAAACCGCGAAUGAAAUGCCUUGAAAUUGUUUAAGUCU